Molecule: messenger RNA, 7081 nt
Organism: Seriola aureovittata
Lineage: Eukaryota; Metazoa; Chordata; Actinopteri; Carangiformes; Carangidae
Product: regulating synaptic membrane exocytosis protein 1-like
Exons: 33
Coding region: 342-4784 (1480 amino acids)
Biological process (GO): positive regulation of synaptic transmission; regulation of membrane potential; calcium ion-regulated exocytosis of neurotransmitter
Cellular component (GO): cytoskeleton of presynaptic active zone; presynaptic membrane
Molecular function (GO): small GTPase binding; transmembrane transporter binding
Source: RefSeq, a predicted model, not a curated record
GGUGGGAGGGGGGUGGGGGGAGAAGACAGCGGAGCAGCAAGAGGGAGAAGCAGAGGCUGAAAACGGCAACCGGGACCACCAUCACCGCUACUUCCACCACAGCUAGCACCGACACUGCUGCUGCUGCCGCCGCCGCUGCCGCCGCCGCCGCCGCCCUGGGUGCCCCCCGCCACCGCCAUGGGAACUCCGCAUCAGUCGCUCCAACCGCCGCUUUGUCCGUGGGCCAUGUCGUGAUCCGUGGGCUCCGCCAGCGGGUUUUCUAUCCGUGAUCCCGACCGAGGCGAGGAGGAGGAGGAGGAAGAGGAGGGAGGGAGGAAGGGAAGGUGGUGGUGGUGGGGAAGAUGUUCGCCUCGGUGGGCCCUCGGGGCGGCCCGCGCCCACCCGUCGCCGCGGCCAUCCCGGAGCCGGAUCUGAGCCAUCUGACGGAGGAGGAGAGGAAGAUCAUCAUGGCUGUGCUGGCUCGGCAACGGGAGGAGGAGGCGAAGGAGGAGGCCAUGUUAAAAGAAGAGAAGCCUAUCCAAGCAAGAACGGUAAACCUGGUCGGGCAGAAGAAACCUCCGCAGCAAAACGACGUCCGAGGCAUCCAGCAGCAGUUGUCCAGCUACAGGGAGACAGUGAUCCGGCAGGCCUCGGCGGCGGCGGGCUCGACGGUUCACCGGGACGACGCGCCAACCUGCGGCAUCUGCCACAAGACCAAGUUUGCAGAUGGCUGCGGGAACCUGUGCUCGUACUGCCAGACCAAGUUCUGCGCCCGCUGUGGGGGGCGAGUAUCCCUGCGAUCCAACACGCAGGACAAAGUGGUGAUCUGGGUGUGUAAUAACUGCCGGAAGCAGCAGGAGAUCCUCACCAAGCCGGGCGAGUGGUUCACCAGUCCGCCUGGAAAGCCCGCUGGCCUGGGAUCAGCCGUCAGUGAGCCGUCUGUGUGCCAAACGCCCGGGGAUAAGAAGCUCCGAUCUCGCUCCCAAGCGCCCCCGGGCUCCACCACCGCAAUCCAAGACCCCAACCGACCCAGUGCACCCGGGACCACAGCUGGCACCGAUGCGCGGUCACGUAGCGAACCACCACGAGACACGAGAAACGGGCGGGGAGGUGGAGGAGCUGGUCGGGGAGAGCGGUGGGCGGGCCAGCCCAGGCUGCAGACCCAGGUUUCCAUGGACCGGGACCUCCGGGGGGAGUCGAGGGAGCGCAGGGAAAGCCGGCGACUGACAAAGGGACGCUCUCUGGAGCAUGAUCCUGUGGGAGGAGGUGGCGGAGUAAGGCGGACAGAAGAGGGGGGCUACCGCCACAUGGACCACAACGGUGCUGCCCCUUGCCAACCAGGGCUGGUCCCUCCUGGAGGCCGAGGACACCCUGUGCCCAUGCAGGGUCGUGGCAUGGGCGUAGCAGGGGAGCUCGGGGAUGGCGUUCGGCCUGGUCAGAGGACGGUGGGUGGGGUUGGUGGGCCGCAUGAACACACCCUUGCUCAGCAGGUCCCUCCACCUGAACUCAGAGAGCCUCCUGGUUCGGGACCUGGCUCAGCCCCCGGCCAGGGACCUGUAGUGAGGCGGACCAAACGGGAGAAGGCUGAGAGCAUGCUGCGCAACGAUUCGCUAAGCUCUGACCAAUCGGAAUCUCUGCGUCCGCCACCGCCAAGGCCCUACAAGUCGAAACGAGGGCUGGGGGCCGGAGGUAAGAGACAAACCAGCGUCAGCAGUUCGGAGGAGGAAGGAGGGACGACGCCUGAGUACAGCAGCUGUGAGGACGCUGAGAUCGAAAGUGUCAGCGAGAAAGGUGACUGGGAGUGCUACCCUCAUGACCCCACUGUGUGGCAUCAUCCGGCAGCCUGGCAGCCAUCCAAGGAGGGAGACCAUCUGAUUGGACGAAUCACCCUCAGCAAGAGGAGCGCUGCAAUGCCUAAAGAAGCCGGGGCUCUGCUGGGGUUAAAGGUGGUGGGAGGAAGAGUGACAGAGUCAGGGAGAUUAGGUGCCUUCAUCACUAAAGUUAAGAAGGGUAGUCUGGCUGAUGUGGUGGGACAUCUCAGAGCAGGGGAUGAGGUUUUGCAAUGGAACGGGAAGCUGUUACCAGGGGCGACUAUGAAGGAAGUUUACAACAUCAUCCUAGAGUCUCAAGCCGAGCCUCAAGUGGAGCUGGUGGUAUCCAGGCCUAUUGGGGUGUGUAGAAAAUAUCAUGAUAUCCCAAGAAUCCCCGACACGUCCCACCCUCCAUUAGAAUCUACAGGUUCCAGUUCUUUUGAGUCACAGAAGAUGGAGAGACCGUCCUUAAAUGUCCUAUCUCCCUCCAGUCCCGGGAUGCUCCAAGACGCUCCACAGUUAAUGCCAGGGCAGCUCUCGGUGAAGCUAUGUUACGACAAAGUGGGUCAUCAGCUGAUAGUCAACGUGCUGCAGGCUGUAGGGCUUCCACUUCGGCCUGACGGGCGGCCCAGGAGCCCUUACGUCAAAAUGUACUUCCUCCCUGACCGCAGCGACAAGAGCAAACGAAGGACAAAAGCAGUGAAGAAGACAUGCGAGCCCAAGUGGAACCAGACGUUUGUCUAUACUCAUGUCCAUCGCAGGGAUUUCCGCAACCACAUGCUGGAGCUGACUGUGUGGGACCAACCCAGGUCACCAGAGGAGGACAGCACCUUUAUGGGAGAGAUCCUGAUAGAGCUGGAAACAGCCUUACUGGACGACAAGCCUCACUGGUAUCCACUCCAAACCCAUGAUGUCUCAUCCAUACCGCUGCCCCGGCCCUCCCCGUACCUGCCCCGACGACACACAGAUACCCCUGGCAAGAAGCUGCAGCCAGAUGGGCGUGGCAGGGAGAGGCAAAGGGAGCCCACGUCUACUCUGGAGGUGCCAGACCAGCAGAGGACGCCUGCCCAUCACAUACGAUCACGCUCAGUCUCCCCACACCGGGAGGAGCAGGGGCGCAUCCGGUCGCGGCCACCCAACGUUCCCGCCCAGAGGAGUUUGGAUGAUGAGCUUCCUCAAACUCGUCGUUCUCGCUCUCCGACCCGCUACUACGACCCUGCCAGAGGUCGCCACCAGGAGGAGGAGUACCUGGACGACAGUGAGAUCAUCAUGAUCCACCAGUCAAUGCGAGGCAAAAGCGCUGAGUGCCUCCACACCAGUGAUCUCCAGCCUUCUCUGGACAGGGUUAGGAGUGCUAGCGCCAACUGUCUGGCUCCAGACAAUCAUGCCCCCUCACCAGAGACUGAAAGAAAAUCUUUGUCACAUUCCCUGCCCCGGAGACGUCCGGCAAGUCCCAGGAUUCUUAUUCAACAUGCUUCCCCUGAAGAUGACAGAAUAUGGAUGCUACUUCCCACCCAAGAGACUUUAAUUCACCUCAGUACAAAGAAGAGACAGCCUCGGACCCUGGAAACUCCUGAAUGUCAGACUCUUGGCAGGAAGCUCUCUGACAGUGGCAGGGGCCACCUCCAAGGUGGUGCGUCUCUUUCCUCCUCAGUGACGUCCUCCUCAGCCCGCAGAGUGAGGCAACUCCCACAGCUUCCCCCCAAGAGCAGCACUGUAGAACAAGCCCUGGUAGCAGAGGAGCGUGUCCGUCAGCUCCAGAUUAGGGUUCACUCCAACCGGGUGUCAGCUGCCACCACCUCCAGCCAACAGGACCUGGACAGAGCCCUCAAGAACAAACGGGAGCUCUACAAAGAUCAUAGGAGGAGCAGUGAAAAUGUUUCCCAUAAGUCCUCAGACAGUGAUGUCAGUGACGUGUCAGCCAUCUCUCGAACCAGCAGUGCCUCUCGCAUCAGUAGCACCAGCUACAUGUCCAUCCAGUCAGAGAGACCCCGGGGACGCUUCAGCCGGGCCAUGCGCGCAACGGGCCGCCACAUGCUGAAGAGUACCAGCGUGAGUGGUGAGAUCUACGGCAUGGAGCACGCCGAUGGCAGCCAAUCAGACACAGCGCUGGGGAGCCUGGGGAGCGGGAUCAAGAAGCGGCGCUCGAGCCUAAGCCAACGUGUUGUUGCCAUCCUACCAUCCAGACGCAGCCGGAGUACCUCGCAACUCAGCCAGACAGAAGCGGCGGGUAAGGCGGUGGACAGACAGAAAGAGACGCAAACGGGUAAGAAGGCGGGUAAGGGCGGCAGCAGCAGCAUCCAGAGGAGCGUGGAGACGGGCAUGGCGGUGGAGUAUCCACGGGGAGGCUCAGCCAUGAACCGGCAGGCCAGCAGAGAGUCCACUGAUGGCAGCAUGAACAGCUACAGCUCUGAGGGGAAUCUGAUCUUCUCAGGGAUGCGGUUGGGUGCCGACAGUCAGUUCAGUGACUUCCUGGAUGGUUUAGGUCCUGGUCAGCUGGUGGGCCGGCAAACAUUGGCAACACCUGCCAUGGGUGAUGUCCAGAUUGGUUUGAUGGAUAAGAAAGGCCAGCUUGAAGUGGAGGUGAUCAGGGCACGAGGCCUUACCCCCAAACCAGGCUCCAAAUCCCUCCCAGCUCCCUACGUCAAGGUGUACCUGCUGGAUAAUGGAACUUGUAAAGCCAAAAAGAAAACCAAGAUUGCACGAAAGACUCUGGAGCCUCUCUACCAGCAGCACCUGCUCUUUGAGGAGAGUCCCCAGGGCAAGGUGCUUCAGGUGAUAGUCUGGGGCGACUACGGACGAUUGGACCACAAAUGUUUCAUGGGUGUAGCACAGAUCCUAUUGGAGGACCUGGACCUCUCAAGCACGGUUAUUGGCUGGUACAAACUGUUUCCGCCAUCCUCAUUGGUGGACCCUACAUUAGCUCCACUCACGCGACUGGCAUCUCAGACGUCAUUGGACAGCUCAGGACCGCCGCCAGGCGUUCGGUCCUAGUGACCGGAUGGCGGCCGCAAACCCUCCUCCUCCCCCAAAUAUCCCUUAAAUGACGAAAUAAUGGACCACAGCUCCUGGACCACAGCUGAGCAAAAGGGCGAGAACCCCGCCCCCGAGAACGACACCAAGAAGCCCUCGGUCAACCAAUGAAAAGCCAGAUGGAGAGACAGGGAAUGAGAGAGAGAAAGAGAGAGAGGGAGAGACAGAACUAGCCAAUCAAAGCUUAGCUGGAGUCUGACAAUCAUGUCUCACACCUUCCCUCUUCUUCCUCCUUACACCUUUUUGUUCUCAGAGCUUUGCUUUCUUUGUUUUCUCCUCCGACAGCAGCAGUAGAGCUUUCUGUCCAACAUUCUUCACUUCUCUCUACUGUUUCUUCCUUUUCUUUGUUCUUACUCUCUUGUGCAGCCCCUAUCAGAGCACUCGAUCCAAGUGGAGUCCUCCACCCAGUAGCGCCCCAGCCAAUCAGAGUAGAGCUUACUGUAAGGUCACGGGGAUGAGUAGUCUAAACAAUGUGUGGGAGUUAGUAGCAAACUGACGCAGAUGUACCGCCACAUAUAGGUUGGUUGUCGUCCCUACCAGUGUUACCAUGGUAACUUGAAGCAGAUGAGCGCGAGGGGCAGCGGUUUGGCACAGUUUGAUAACGUCUUAAGGUGAAGGGAGGCCGCACAAGCACGUGCACAUUCUUAGCCUUGUUGUGAGAUAUGAAAGCAAGCACAAGAAGAGCUUGACUCCUUUAUUGGGACAAACAAAAAACUUUGCUCUUUGUCUAAUCAAAGAGGAAACAAAAUAGAGGCCAAAUUAACAAUUUGCUUUUUUUUUUUAAUUGUUUUUAUUUGGAAUCAUUUUUUACGUCUUUGUUUUGCCUAGAGUUCAGAAUGGUACCAUAAGGUGCAGACUCCCUCUGUGUACGUGUAUGUUUGGUUUUCGAGCGAUGGUGCGCCAAAGGCCGACGAUAAAGGUCAGGUCACAUUCGCCCGAACACCUUUCACCCGAUCCUCACCCCUUUACCCCGUCUCUCCCCGUUCCUAAACCCUCAAACUCCCCCUGCAGGAGGGAGCAGCAUGACUCGGGGAUGCCCCGCCCCCGGCCCCAAGCUGCAUGCACGUUUCUUUUGUUCCGUUUGUUUCGUUUUUUUGUUUUGUUCUCUAUACUUUUUUGUAGAAUCGAAGACGAGACAAAUUAACGAACAAUUCUCAAAAAACAAAAACAGAAAAAAAGACUAGACUAUGUGUGUUAGUUCCACAUACUUUUAGGCCAGCUUGUAUGUUGCAUGUUCUUGUACAGUUUGCUCGUACUGAAUAUGAAUACAAACCGAGAAAAGCCAAGCCAUCCCCGCCCCCUAACAAGGAGCGGACCAGUGGGGGGAGGGGGUCAACUCCACCCGGGCCACGCCUACCACUCUGGGUCUAAAUAUCCAUAUUAGGAAGUCUCCGGAAAAAGUUCUUUUGUUUCCGUUUUUCUUUGAACCCUUUGAACAACAGUGCUGUUCUGUAGUACUGAGCAUACUCGAGCCCCCGGUGUAUCUGAGGAUGUAGGUGUCUAAACUGUAGUUUACGACAGUCGGGGCUAGAGACAGAGAUAGAGAAUGUGUGUAUAACAGCUAAAUGUAUAUGAAGUAUCAUUAUGAGUUUGACAGAAAUGAUAAAGAUAUAGAUAUAUGAAUAUAAAAAGAGUGUAUUUGACUGUACACCCGUCACCAACACACACACAUGCACACCUUGUACAUACAAAUCAGGAUGAGCGGCUUAAACUUAAAGAUAUGAACUAACAAAAAAAAAAAAAAAAAACAUUGCUGACACAAACAUUCCUGGUCUUGUUGAGGGGAGUUUGCGUCCUAUUGAUGCGCUCGGGCUGCUGAGCGGCACCGAGCCACAAGGGGGCGCUAUAAUAGGCCUUUAUUUUUGUCCCAGCUGAAGAAAAUUAGCAGAACCAAUUAGAGCAAAGUUUACUUUCUUCUCCUUGAAUCCCCCUUUCCCCCGUUUAUUAUUACCAUUGGUUUGGACUGGACUUCUAAAACCAAGGAGAAAUCUGGUUUUGCAGACAUAUUUUGCGGAUGUUUCUGUUGAAACCCUUGGCGGUGUGGCCGACUGCCCUUUCCUUUGUCAGUAUUACUCCAGGGAUACUGAUUGUUUACAGCCCAUGGCUCCCCACUCCCAUACCACGAUUCUAGACAAAAGACGAAGUAUUCACUGCAACAGUUCUUGUUUGUAUAACAGAUGUGGCUCUACUGAUGUGUAUGUUUUAUAUUCAAGAGUUCAUUUUUAUUAUUUACAAAUAAAAGACUGUGUGGAAGAAGA